Xenia sp. Carnegie-2017 is the source of this 1455-nucleotide messenger RNA. Its product is annotated as retinoid-inducible serine carboxypeptidase-like. The record is from RefSeq and is a predicted model, not a curated record. NCBI's taxonomy places the organism in Eukaryota, Metazoa, Cnidaria, Anthozoa, Malacalcyonacea, Xeniidae. Gene Ontology annotation, biological process: proteolysis. Gene Ontology annotation, molecular function: serine-type carboxypeptidase activity.
CAUUACGAAAAUCCGUUUCCUAUUUCAUAUCGCACAAAAGCAGUGUCACUUGUCAAGGGAAUUACCAACUGAAUACAAAUCAAGAAUUAAAUGUAUCGUUUGAGAAUGAUUUUUUCAUUGUUAUGUAUUUUCGCCUCUUUGGUAUUAGCCGCAAAUCAAAGUAUCCCAGAUGAAAAAUGGUCGUACGUCAAUGUACGUAAAAAUGCAUAUAUGUUUUGGUGGUUUUAUGGCGCUCAGACAGUAAGCCCUGACGCUCGUUUGUCAAAGCCUUUAAUAAUGUGGAUUCAGGGUGGACCAGGUUCUUCUGGCACCGGAUUUGGUAAUUUUGAAGAGAUUGGUCCAUUGGACAUUCAUGGCAACACAAGAAAUUACACUUGGUUGAAAGCUGCUAAUGUCCUGUUUGUUGAUAAUCCGGUUGGAACAGGAUUUAGUUACGUCACUGAAGACAGUGCAUACACGACUAACGUCUCAGGUAUAGCUGCUGAUCUUUUAACCAUGUUUAAAUCGUUUCUGGAAGACAUGCCUGUUUUUAAAAACAUUCCAUUUUAUAUUUUCUGCGAAUCAUACGGUGGAAAAAUGACUUCGGCCUUCGGAGUUGCGCUUCAUGACUCGAUUAAGAAAGGAGAAAUCAAAGUGGUUUUUAAAGGCGUUGCCUUAGGAGACUCGUGGAUUUCCCCAGUUGACACCGUUAUGUCUUGGGGUUCCUAUUUGUAUUCCUUUUCGCUCUUAGAUCAGAUGGACCUGAAAAAAGUCAACGACUUGGCAAAACAAACAGAAGAGGCGGUUAAUGCUGGCGAAUACGGUAAGGCAACGCAACUUUGGUCAACUUUAGAAGCAGUAAUCUCGGAUAAAACUGACGGUGUUAACGUGUAUAAUGUACUGCAACAUAAUGUGCAAGAGCCGUUUCAGAAAAUUCUCACCAAAGGCUUGAAAGAUAAAAACCUCGAAAUACCAUACGCUCUACUUGUCAAGAAGUUUCAACAACAACAACUUUCAGACUUCAUGAACGGACCAAUACGAAAGAAGUUAGGCAUCAUACCUGAUGACGUCACAUGGGGUGGACAGUCCAUAAUGGUAUUUUCAAAACAAAGUAAUGAUUUUAUGAGAGCAACCAUUAAGGAGGUGUCGCAACUGAUCAACGAGCCUUCUCGUGGGGUUAACAAACUGGAUUGGACCGGACUUAAAGCGUACAACACCGUCAAAAGAGUCCCACUAUAUCCGCCAUCGCAGAAAGAAACAAAAAACACCGGUGCGUUCGUUAAGGAAUACGAAAAUUUUCAUUUUUACACUAUCCUCAAAGCUGGUCACAUGGUACCACUUGAUGCUCCAGAAAUGGCACUGUCGAUGGUCGAAAAGAUUAUUGCAACAGAAAAAUCCCAAGAAGUAUAAUACACAGAAUUUAUAACAUCGAUCACGAAAUUCAUGUUUUUUAUUAAAAUUGUAUAAAUUCAAUAA